Australozyma saopauloensis is the source of this 1836-nucleotide messenger RNA. RefSeq names its product Gyp8p (gene GYP8). The transcript has a single exon. The record is from RefSeq and is a predicted model, not a curated record. Gene Ontology annotation, molecular function: GTPase activator activity. Lineage: Eukaryota; Fungi; Ascomycota; Pichiomycetes; Serinales; Metschnikowiaceae. Bases 1 to 1836 code for a protein of 611 amino acids. Gene Ontology annotation, cellular component: endoplasmic reticulum membrane. Gene Ontology annotation, biological process: positive regulation of GTPase activity; endoplasmic reticulum to Golgi vesicle-mediated transport.
AUGCAGUCUGUUAGCUACUUCCCCACGGAAACUCAUUUCUCGAAAGAUUGGGAGGAUUUGCAAUUGGCGCAUCUGCAUAACGCCGAAAUCGAACCUGCUCAUACUAAGGACGAGGUCAUAUUGGACGCUAUUGACAGAAAAGAUGCCCUCAAAUUAGCGGAACUAGCGCGGCAAUCUGAUGGAUUGCUCAAUGCUCAUUUGAGAGCAAAAGCUUGGCCAAUCCUUAUGGACCACUGUCAUAGUCUAACUGACAAUGAGGGUUUCUUGAGCACACUAGAGGUGAACGAUUCGGAGCCCCACAAGGACGAGGAUCAGGUUUUGCUUGAUAUCAAACGUCUGUUUACGAUCUUGUCUCAUUUCAACUCUUUCAGCCACGAAGUGAACUCUUCGUACACUACUAUACUCUCUCAAGAAGACGUAGAGGCCAUGCGCAAGCGCUUGUAUUGCUUGAUUGUUAAAGUGUUGCGUAAAUAUCCCUGUUUGCACUAUUACCAGGGGUUUCAUGACGUUGCUAGUAUUGCUCUAAUGGUUUGCAAUGAUCUAGAAGACCACGAUGAUCAGGCUUUUGCAAUAGUUGAAAAUUUGGCUCUCUACCACUUAAGAGACUUUAUGAAUCCUCACAUGGGUCUUUCUAUCAAUCAUUUGAAAUUGGUUCCACUUAUUCUAGAGCAAGCAGACCCGGCUUUGUUCCAGUUGGUUCGCCAAACAAGCUCGUCAUACACAGCCACAUACGGCGCCUUUUAUGAUUACAAGUUCUUCCCUGCACUACUGGCUUUGCUCACAAUGUAUAGUCAUGAUGUUUUGAGCUUCAAUCAUGUCAUGCGGGUCUGGGAUUUCAUUUUUAGUUUUGGUGCCAUCUCGGUGUCAGCUUAUAUUUAUGCCUCAUUCAUCCUACAUUCUAGAGCCAAGAUAUGUGAUGAACUAGGAGUAAAAGACUUGGAAGAAUUAUCAAGUGCCGAUGCUGAUCUUGUGCACAAAAUAAUGUCACCCACUUUUCUUUUCGCAGGUGUCUCAGAAGCGGACUUGAAUAGUGUAUUAGACAAAACCGCCAGUCUCAUAUCACAAUGGCCGCUUGUAUCCUUGUUUGACUCAAGCGAAAUGGCAAACCUGUGGUUUAGAGAAUUCAAUACUGAAUCGGUUGUGGUGACAUCAUCCAAGUUUGAAAGUGACGAAAGUGACAGCAGCUCGGUUCCAAGAAUCAUAAGUCCAUCAGAUCUCCCAAAAAUUGUGGAUAUUCAAGAGGAACAACAAACUAAAGAAUCGCUCUACGAAUCAGAAUUGUUUCAAAGGGCCAUCGAGCAGGACUCCUUAGCAACCUCUGUAAAUUCUUUAGAUGGCAACAGCCCAUCUGCCCUGUCGCUCAGCUUACUCACUAAUUCCUUGUCUAACCUAACGGCAGUAUCUUCUUCGAUUAAUUCCCGGCUUUCAUACACCUCGUCUGUUAUCCUUAAGAAAUUGUCAAUUCAAUCAGAGGAACUGAAAAAUAAUAAACCGACAAGAAAAGAAACCGCAUUAUCUGUCCGUACCAACAUUUACAAGCUCAGUCUCACGAUUGGUCUCAUCGGGUUUCUUCUUCAUUUUCUCCUAAAGCACUCUGAUGUUUCGCAAGGCUAUAGUUCCAAGAGUUUCUAUUCUCUUGUUAGAAAAUUUGGAACUAUAUUUAGUAAUGAGAGCUUCUGGAAUAAUCGCUUGGUAGUACAAGCUUCGAAAUCUGCUGGUGACUUGAUGUCUGCGAUCAAAGACUCCGAGUUUUCUAAUUGGGGAAGAUACCUUCCUGAAGUGGGACUCGGUAGUGUGAGGAAGUCUGUCUUUGCACUUGAGAAAAUGACUUUAUGA